UGUGACCCCUUCUCAUUGUUUGUCAACAGAUGCCAAACGUCUUAUUGGGCGUCGUUUUGACGACUCCGCCGUCCAAGGGGACAUGAAACACUGGCCCUUCGAAGUCAUAAACGAGAGCGGCAAACCUAAAAUCAAAAUCAGCUACAAGGGAGAGGAGAAGACCUUCUACCCCGAAGAAGUCAGCUCGAUGGUCCUCACCAAGAUGAAGGAAACCGCCGAAGCAUACCUGGGCAAGACCGUAACGAACGCAGUCAUCACUGUCCCUGCAUAUUUCAACGAUUCACAGCGUCAGGCUACCAAAGAUGCCGGUACUAUCUCUGGCUUGCAGGUGUUGCGUAUCAUCAACGAGCCCACUGCCGCUGCUAUCGCUUACGGCCUGGACAAGAAGGGACAAGGCGAGAGGAACGUACUCAUUUUCGAUCUGGGUGGCGGUACUUUCGAUGUCUCCAUCCUAACGAUCGAGGAUGGUAUUUUCGAAGUGAAAUCGACGGCAGGAGAUACUCACUUGGGAGGUGAAGAUUUCGACAACAGGAUGGUGAACCACUUUGUUCAAGAAUUCAAGCGCAAGUACAAGAAGGACUUGACGAGCAACAAGCGGGCGCUGCGUCGUCUGAGAACCAGCUGUGAGAGGGCGAAGCGUACUCUGUCUUCUUCCACCCAGGCUAGCAUUGAAAUCGACUCGCUCUUUGAGGGUAUCGACUUCUACACUUCGAUCACCCGAGCUAGGUUCGAGGAGCUCAACGCCGAUCUGUUCCGAUCCACCAUGGAGCCCGUGGAGAAAUCUAUCCGUGACGCCAAGAUGGACAAGUCUCAGGUGCACGAUAUUGUCCUUGUGGGAGGUUCGACUCGUAUCCCCAAGGUGCAGAAACUCCUGCAGGACUUCUUCAACGGCAAAGAGCUGAACAAGUCGAUCAAUCCGGAUGAAGCCGUCGCUUAUGGAGCCGCCGUUCAGGCCGCUAUCUUGCACGGUGACAAGUCUGAGGAGGUUCAGGACUUGCUGUUGCUCGACGUCACGCCACUGUCUUUGGGUAUCGAAACUGCCGGAGGGGUCAUGACUGCUCUCAUCAAGCGUAACACCACCAUUCCAACUAAACAGACCCAGACCUUCACCACCUACUCUGAUAACCAGCCCGGAGUACUCAUUCAGGUGAGUUUCUCGUUUGACUUGAGAUUUUAUAUUUGGGGGGUCAUAAGAAGGUCCCAUCUUGGGCCAAAAAUCGAAGUCACCUUCGACAUUGACGCCAAUGGUAUCUUGAACGUGACGGCCAUCGAGAAGUCCACCAACAAGGAGAACAAGAUCACCAUCACCAACGACAAGGGCCGCCUCAGCAAGGAAGACAUCGAGAGGAUGGUGAACGACGCCGAGAAGUACAGAGGCGAAGACGAGAAGCAGAAGGCCACCAUCACCGCCAAGAACCUGCUCGAGUCAUACUGCUUCAACAUCAAGAGCACCAUGGAGGAUGACAAGAUCAAGGACAAGAUCAGUGAGAGCGACAAGACCACCGUGAUGGAGAAGUGCAACGAAGUUAUCGCUUGGUUGGAUGCCAACCAGUUGGCUGAGAAAGAGGAGUAUGAGCACAAGCAGAAGGAGCUUGAGAACAUCUGCAACCCCAUCAUCACGAAGCUGUACCAGGGCGCCGGUGGGGCGCCAGGCGGUAUGCCCGGCUUCCCAGGAGCCGGAGCUGCUCCAGGAGCAGGCGGAGCCGCAGGAGGCCCAGGACCUACCAUCGAAGAAGUCGACUAAAUCAUUCCAUUUGUUCCCGUCAGUAUUACUUACUACUUGCAGACAAAGCUUUCCAUUGUACUUUUUUUACUUGUUUCAUUUCACCAAAGAUUUUUUUUUUCAUUGGAAAAUGAUUGUACUACAGAUCUGUUUUGAUUAAAAUUUCAAAUCCAUA
This is a messenger RNA of Leptinotarsa decemlineata (Colorado potato beetle), 1898 nucleotides long. Its product is annotated as heat shock 70 kDa protein cognate 4. NCBI's taxonomy places the organism in Eukaryota, Metazoa, Arthropoda, Insecta, Coleoptera, Chrysomelidae. Gene Ontology annotation, molecular function: ATP binding; ATP-dependent protein folding chaperone. The record is from RefSeq and is a predicted model, not a curated record.